Molecule: messenger RNA, 2676 nt
Organism: Clarias gariepinus (North African catfish)
Lineage: Eukaryota; Metazoa; Chordata; Actinopteri; Siluriformes; Clariidae
Gene: angpt2b
Product: angiopoietin 2b
Exons: 9
Coding region: 594-2057 (487 amino acids)
Biological process (GO): Tie signaling pathway
Molecular function (GO): receptor tyrosine kinase binding
Source: RefSeq, a predicted model, not a curated record
GGUGCCUGGUGCAUUUUUGUGGCUUCCACAACCAACUCCUGAAAAAGAGGGAAGACGAGAGAAGAAGAAGGAGUAGGUUGAUGGAAGGAGGUUGAAUGAUUGUGUGUCAAGAGAGAGGAUGUUAAGGUAGACUGCUACUCCAAGAGCUCUGGCACUCUGUCCAAAAAGCCCUUGAGUCCAGAAAUCAUCUCCUAAGCCAUUCUCACAAGAGCAGCUUCAACAAAAAGUGGGGGCUGAAACCAAUUCCUCGAGUAAAUAAACACGGAGUGUGUUUGCAGCAUGUUUCCUGUAUUGAGCUAUCUACAGCACUGACUGGAUCAGAAAUAGGAAACAAGCUGUUCUAUCUAUGCUGCUCUUGAUGCAACAGUAUAGCUUUUUUUGUGUAAUGUCAUAAAAAGAGCUUCCCCUGGAGCAUCGUGUCAGCCAAAGAAGAAAAAAAGGAGAGAAGACACUGAAAAAGGAAAAGGCACAAACUGAACCUGGAGGAGGGAAGGAAAUAAUCCUGCAACAACCUCAUUUAGGACCUUGCUUUUCAACCUGUUUGCAGAACAGUGCUCUCUCUUUUUUUUUUUUUUUUUGCGAUCUGUCCAGGCAUGGGCUGGCUGUUGAGUCUGGGCUACGUGGCACUUAUGGUGGCUGAAGCAAUUGGCACAGAAAGGAAGCAGCACCAAGUGCAGCAUGGCCCCUGUAGCUACACAUUCAUCCUGCCAGAGGUGGAGCAGUGCCCAUCACCUGGAAACUUCCGGGUGGGCAAUUCCCUGCAAAGAGAUUCGCCCUCGCCCCCUGAUGCUGUCCAGACAGGGAAAAAGCUUGAAAGCCUGGAGAGUGCCACUGAGAACAACACAUUGUGGCUGCAGAAGCUGGAGAGUUACAUCCAGGAAAACAUGCGUUUGGAGAUGGUGGAGAUGCAGAGGAAUGCCAUUAACACUCAGACAGCAACCAUGUUGGAGAUAGGAACCAAUCUGCUUAGCCAGUCAGCAGAACACACACGGAAACUUACAAACGUGGAGACUCAGGUACUGAAUCAGACAAGUCGACUGGAGAUCCAGCUGUUGGAGUACUCUCUCUCCACCAAGCGACUGGAGAAGCAACUCCUGCAACAGACCCAAGAGGUGUCUCGUCUAAAUGACAAAAACAGAUAUCUGGAGGAGCGCUUCACUGCCUUAGAGGCCAGACACAGCCAAGAGCUACAGGCUGUCCAGCAGGAAAAGCAGCAGCUGCAGGAGCUUCUGGACAAGCAGAAUCGCCUGGUCACCGUGCUUGAGAAACAGCUGGCCAGUUCCACCCGCAACAGCACACUGCUCCAGCACCAGCAAGCUACUCUCUCAGAGACACUGCAGCAGCUACUGGCCAUGAUCGCCCAGUGCAACGAUAUUACCAGCCUGUCUAAGGUGAAGACAAGGAUUUUCAGAGAUUGUGCUGACAUAUACAAACAUGGAAUUACUGAGAAUGGAAUAUACAACAUUCAUCUCGCCAAUAGCACGCAAACAGUUAAGGUGUUCUGUGACAUGAAGACUAGAGGAGGAGGUUGGACUGUUUUUCAGCAUCGCUUUAACGGUUCAGUGGACUUCCACCGGAACUGGAAAGAUUAUAAAAUGGGAUUUGGAGACUCCUCAGGAGAACACUGGUUGGGAAAUGAUAUCAUCCACCUUCUCACCACAUCCCGGGACUACACUCUACAGGUCCAACUUAAAGACCUAGAGGGAAACCAGGCCUACUCUCAGUAUGAUCGUUUCUACAUCGAUGGAGAGGAAAGGAAAUAUAGUGUCCACGCUGAAGGUUUCAGUGGUACAGCAGGUCGCACCAGCAGCCUGACCCAUACAGGGACCAUGUUUAGCACAAAGGAUCAGGAUAAUGAUCGCUGCACUUGCAAGUGUGCCCAGAUGGCCUCAGGAGGAUGGUGGUUUGAAGCCUGUGGGCCAUCCAACUUAAAUGGCAUUUAUUACACUGGAGUCUCAAGUGUAAUGCGCUACAAUGGGGUCAAGUGGUACUACUGGAAAGGGCCGAACUCAAUAGUAACCAGAACCACUAUGAUGGUGCGUCCUGUGGAUUUCUAAAAAUAAAUGUCUUAGAGACAUAUGACUCUAGACAGCAAAGUUUCCAGUUAUAAUUAAGAUCUAUGCUCAUUUUUGUCCAGCUGCACUUAUAUAAACACUAUAUGUCCAACAUUGGGGAAUUUGUGACAUAGACAGCAAAAGAGUACCAGAAGGCUAUCGACACAGCUGAGACUCACUGACAUUUUAAGCAUUUUUGGAAUUUGUGGAACACUAUAUGAUUCAAUCUGUCUUGUUUGUUCUGCUUUGGCAAAAAAAGAGGACCCAGCUGCUUCAUCAGUACAUUAUUUUCCUGUAUAUAAAAGCUCAUGCAGUGUAGAAUGCAAAAGACUGGAAUUUCACAUCAGUGUUUGCUUGCAUACUUGGCUAGUGAAUUGAGCUCAUUAUAAAAUGUGAACCAUUUUUCCCCUUUCCUGAAAACAUCCCCUGUCCACUGUACAGCUCUGUUUUCUCCUCUCUGAGAAUAUAAAGUUUAUGAGUGAAGACUUCCAUAAAAAUGCAUGAGAAAGUAAAAAAAGUGUAUGUUUUACAUUUGCGUUCUUUUCUAUAAAAUAUAUAUUUGUAAUAAAAAAAAGGCAUGAAAUUGUGAUUGUAGAAAAUGAAAAAGCAUGAAGGCUACAAU